AUGGCGAGCAACGCCAUUUGCCCGCCGGGCAGCAACAACCAGUUUGGGCCGCGUAUAAACUUCGGCUGCCGUCAUUUCGACUUUACACUUCUAUUCGAGGAUGCCAUCUUCCAUGUGCUUCCUUCGGCAGUAUUUUUGCUUCUGGUACCGUUCCGGGUUUACUCGCUCUGGCGCGCGCCAGUGAAGUUGGCAACUUACAGGCUUGCGUUGUGGAAAUUGGGUCCAUUGAUCGUGUUGGCGGCACUCCACUUGGCGUUUCUCAUCGUACAAACCAAGACAUCGGCUCUUCGCACAGAUGUAUCCCUUGCAGCAGGAGUCCUCAACUUCAUCGCCGUCCUCGCAGCGACAUUCCACUCCUACCUCGAAGACCAACGCUCCAUUCGCCCAUCGGACCUUCUCAUACUCUACUUCUCUGCCUCUGUAUUUCUCUCCCUACCCCGUCUGAGAACCCUGUGGCUGGUCUCCUCCGGCGGCGCGCCAAAGGUGCUAUGGACAGUCAUCCUCGCCCUCACGACCUUUAUAGUUCCCCUCGAAUCCGUCAGCAAGAGGAAGUUCCUGCGGCCCCCGUACGAAACUCUCACCAAGGAGGAAGAGACAGGCUUCUGGGGCCGCAGCUUUUUCACGUGGCUCCUCCCCUUCUUCCGCUUGGGGUACUCGCGCAUAAUCCAUAUCCGGGACAUUCCGGACGUCGACGCCGACCUCACGGGCGAAGUGGCCGGAGAGAAACUGGAGAGGGCUUGGGCGAGGCGGAAGGGCCGCAAACACCACGCACUGUUCCGGGCGAACUGCGCCGCGUACCGCGGGACCCUCGUCCUCGGCGUCGUCACGCGCCUCUGCCUCACCGCCUUCACCUUCUGCCAACCCUUCCUCAUCACGGCGACCGUAAGGUUCAUGCAGACGCCCAAGACGCCCCAGUCGGAGAGAUACGGCCAGGCGCUGGUCGGCGCGUGCCUGCUCACGUAUCUCGGCCUCGCUGUCUCCCGUGCGGCCUUCUCGAGGCAGCAGUACCGCUUCACGACCAUGAUCCGGGCGGGGCUGACGUCCGUGGUGUUCAGGCAGACCGUCUCGCUGAGGGCGGAUGACCUUAAGGACAACGCGGCCGUGACGCUGAUGGGUACCGACAUCGAGCGCAUCGUGACCACUUUUGUUAAUCUUCAUCAAGUGUGGGCUGCUGUUCUCGAGGUCGGCAUUGCUAUCUUCCUCCUCCAACGCCAGGUAGCGGCGGCAUCGGUCGUCCCCGUCGUUAUUUCAAUCGUCUGCGCUCUCGGCGUCAUCCCUAUCUCCAAGACCAUCGGUAAAGCCCAGACGGUUUGGAUCGAGUGCCUCCAAAAGCGGGUGGCUGUCACGGCUUCCAUGCUUGGUGACAUGAAGGCGAUCAAGAUGCUGGGUCUGCCGGACGUGCUGUCCACCGUCAUCACAGAGCUGCGACGCAUCGAACUGAGCGGCUCAGAAAAGUUUCGGAAGCUGCUCCUUGCCCAAAUACUUGUUUCUAUCUUCCCCAUCGAACUCGCCCCGUUCGCGACGUUUGUCAUCUACAGCAUCAUCGCCGUCACCACCAAGGAACAGACCCUGACAACCACCAGCGCCUUCACGGCUCUGUCUCUCAUCAAUCUUUUGACGGAGCCGCUGCUCAUGUUCUGUCAGGUUGUUCCCAGCAUUGUGCAGGGCCUUGCCUGCUUCAAGCGCAUCGAGGAAUUCUGCCUGAAGGAUUCGGGCGUGAAAUCAGGUGAGAGUGUCCAUUCGGACUCUGCAUUCGACGAUUCUGCCAAAAGCGGCGUAGAGCUUGAGUCUCAAAAUUUGCAGCUCAAAUCGGGAGACGCACUUGUUCUAUUCCAUGGCGCCAAGAUUUCAUGGUCCCCAGACUCUGAUUUGGUCUUCAAGAACCUCACCCUGACCAUCAAACGCGGAACCACCAUGAUCACUGGCCCCGUCGGGAGCGGAAAGUCUUGCCUCCUUGAGAGUAUACUUGGCGAGACAUCAAUUGGCGCUGGAACCAGAACAUUCACGGGCUACAGUGCCGCCUACUGCCCGCAGACGCCUUGGAUGAUGAACAACACCAUCCGGCACAACAUCACCGGCGGCUUAGAGUACGAGCCAAAGUGGCUCGAGCAGGUUCUCUGGUUGUGCUCCCUGACGGAAGACAUUAACAACAUGCCCGAAGGUGACUUGUACAAUGUUGGAACCAACGGAGUCGGGUUGAGUGGAGGCCAGCGACAACGUAUUGCUUUAGCUCGUGCUGUGUACUCCAGACAUCGGGUUCUCAUCCUCGAUGACAUCUUCAGCGGGCUCGACUCGAAGAGCGUCAGCCAGAUUUCGGCUCGCCUUUUCGGCAUUGACGGCCACUUUCACCGGAGUGGCCUCUCGGUGGUGCUGGCCACCCACACUCGUGUUUUACUUCGCCACGCGGACGAAGUGGUCGUCCUUAACGACGGCGAGGUGACAAGCCAGGGCCCAUACAAGCAAGUUCUCACCGAGUCGUCCAGCAUCGUUACCAAAGCAGACACGGAAAGGGAAGACGUCAGCAGCGAAGCAGAUGUAGCAGUCGAUGAGCCAGUGAAGCCCGCGCAUUUGCAAACUUCAUUGGACUCUGAAGAAGGCCGCCUGCGCCAGAACGGAUCCUGGUCCGUUUACAAGUACUACUUCGAGCGUGCUGGGUGGGUUGUAAUUUCACUGUUUAUACUCUCCAGUUUUACGGAAGCGUUCUGCAGCGGUUUCACAACCAUCUGGUUCCAGUGGUGGGUGGAAGCCAACGAGAAACGACCAAACGACAACCUCGGCAAGUACCUCGGGGUUUACGCCCUAUUGUUUACCGUGACGUGUAUUGCGAUGUGCGUCGAAUGUUGGGUGCUCUUCAUCCGCAUCAUCAGCUCAACGGCCCUGGGCCUGCAUGCCGACCUUUUACGAACUAGUCUGAGGGCGCCUUUGAGCUUCUUUCAGUCGACGGACACCGGCUCGAUUACCAAUAGAUUCAGCCAGGAUUUGAACCUCGUUGACACAACCCUGCCUUCGAAUGCUAUCAAUUUCGUGUCGAAUGCCUGCGCAUGCAUUGUCAGGCUAGUCAUACUCUGCGUCAUGGGAAAGUACCUGGCGACUUCGGUUCCUCUGCUCGUAGGAGUGCUCUUCUUCGUCCAGCGAUACUACCUCCGCACAUCCCGCCAAGUGCGUCUCCUCGACAUCGAGGCCAAGGCACCCAUCUACACGCACUUCCUCGAGAGCCUCAAGGGCGUGACCACGAUCCGCGCCUACAAGUGGCAGGGCGGAUUCAAGGACCGCAACACGGCGCUGCUGAACACGUCCCAGAAGCCGCACUACGUGCUCGCAUGCAUCCAGUUGUGGCUGGCCCUCGUGCUGGACCUCGUCGUCGGCGUCCUGGCGCUCAUCAUCGUCGCCAUGGCGACGUCCCUGAUCGACACCUUCUCCCCAGGGGCGGUGGGCGUCUCAAUGGUGCUGGUGCUGGGGUUCAACACCAGCCUGGCGAUGACGAUCAAGAACUGGACCGCGCUGGAGACUUCCAUCGGGGCCGUGGCCAGGGUGAGGGAGUUUGCGGAGACGACGCCGUCAGAGGUGCGAGAUCUCGGCGAUGGCGGCGUUCCCCCGUCCGGGUGGCCGCUAAGGGGCGGCAUCACGUUCGAGAACACCACCGCCAGGUACACGGAAGACGGUGAGGCCACUCUCAAGGGCCUAUCCCUCUCCAUCUCCCCGGGCCAAAAGGUUGCCGUGUGCGGGCCGUCCGGUAGCGGCAAAACGUCCCUCGUCCUCUCCCUGCUGCAGAUGAUCGAGGUGACGGACGGCAGGGUGCUCGUCGACAACGUCGACCUCGCCGGCCUGGGAAGGGCGGAAGUGCGCUCGCGAAUCAAUGUCAUCCCGCAGGAGCCCUUCUUCAUGCCGGGCACCGUCCGCUUCAACCUAGACCCCCACUCCCGCACGAGUGACGAAGAUCUUGGGGCGGCGCUGGACAAGGUCGGCCUCCUGGGGAAGAUCGGCACGGCGGGCGGGCUGGACGCAGACCUGGACGCCGACGGCUUCUCGGUGGGCGAAAGGCAGCUGCUGGCUCUGACGAGAGCUUUGAUUUCCAAGAGUCAGAUCCUGGUUCUGGACGAAGCUACAAGCAGCGUUGAUCAGGAUACGGAGGCCAAGAUGCAGAGCAUCAUCGAGAGCGAGUUCUCCCAGCAGACUGUCAUCGCCGUUAUCCAUAGGCUGAGGUACAUUGAGCAGUAUGACAAGGUGCUGCUCCUUAAGCGAGGGGAGGUAGUGAGGUGGGGUUCGCCAAAAGAACUUCUCGAGAUGGACACGGAGUUCAGGGAGUUUGCGGAGGCUAUGCAGAUUUCGCACUGA
This is a messenger RNA of Colletotrichum higginsianum IMI 349063, 4335 nucleotides long. RefSeq names its product ABC transporter. The transcript is spliced from 12 exons. Gene Ontology annotation, cellular component: membrane. The record is from RefSeq and is a predicted model, not a curated record. Gene Ontology annotation, molecular function: ATP hydrolysis activity; ATP binding; ABC-type transporter activity. The coding region runs from base 1 to 4335 and encodes 1444 amino acids. Gene Ontology annotation, biological process: transmembrane transport. NCBI's taxonomy places the organism in Eukaryota, Fungi, Ascomycota, Sordariomycetes, Glomerellales, Glomerellaceae.